UGCUUGUAUCAGUUCCUGGCGUUUGUCCCACCGAGCAACGGCAGCCUGAGCGUUCCAGGCACGGCGUCGGUGAUGGUUGAUACUCAGCAUCCACUCACCCUGCAGCUCAACAGCUCUCUGGGGGACACAGAGCUCUGCAAGAUUCAUUAUCAUUUUGGAGAGUUUGGCAAUUAUUCCCUUGUGGUAAAGACCCUAAAUACAAGCACCAAAACUGUUUCUUGUGACCUAGUCAUCAAUGAAGGCCCUAUCAACAGCUACCUCCCUCUUCUCUUUGCUGUCCUGGUUUACAUGGGGGUCCUUGCUGUCUUCAUUGCCGGGCGCCUUCUUAUGAAAAUUGAUCCAGUCAGAAACUGGGUUUACAAGAAACUGAACCUCAGAGAAACUGAUCGUCUGAUUAAUACUGAGCUUGGAUCCCCAAACACAACAGACUCUGUUAACUGUGAUUCAACCCCACGUGUGUGGAGCACAGCCUCUCGGCAGCGGCUGCAUUCCCUGGACACGUUCCGAGGGCUGUCUCUUAUAAUUAUGGUGUUUGUUAACUAUGGAGGAGGAAAAUACUGGUUCUUCAAACACGAGAGUUGGAAUGGAUUAACAGUGGCAGAUCUGGUGUUUCCAUGGUUUGUGUUCAUCAUGGGGACAUCAAUAUCAUUGUCACUGAGCUCCAUGAUGAGGUGGGGAAGUUCCAAGCAGAAGGUGCUCAGGAAAAUCCUCUGGAGGAGUUUUGUGCUGAUACUGCUGGGAGUCAUAGUUGUGAAUCCCAAUUACUGCCUUGGACCCUUGUCCUGGGAUAAUCUGCGUAUUCCCGGGGUGCUCCAGAGGUUGGGAUUCACAUACCUGGUGGUUGCUGCUCUGGAACUCCUGUUUGCAAGAGCUGAGAGUGGGACCUGGGAAGCAUCAUAUCCUGCUCUGCAGGAUAUUCUCCCCCACUGGCCACAGUGGAUUUUCAUUCUGAUGUUAGAAGCGACUUGGCUUUGCCUGACCUUCUUGUUACCAGUGCCAGGUUGUCCCAGGGGCUAUCUUGGUCCUGGGGGCAUUGGAGACUUUGGAAACUAUCCCAACUGCACUGGAGGAGCAGCUGGUUACAUUGAUCGUUUGCUUCUUGGAGAAAAGCAUAUGUAUCAGCAUCCCUCUUCAAAUGUUAUUUACCAAACAACCAUGCCAUAUGAUCCUGAGGGGAUCCUGGGGACCAUAAAUAGCAUUGUUAUGGCAUUUUUGGGAGUGCAGGCAGGAAAAAUUAUCUUGUGCUACAAAGACCAGCACAAACAAAUUAUGAGUCGGUUCCUCAUAUGGGGCAUAGUGAUGGGAAUUAUUUCUGCUAUCUUGACAAAAUGUUCCAAGGAAGAAGGGUUUAUUCCCAUAAACAAGAACUUAUGGUCAAUAUCGUAUGUGACAACCACAAGCUGCUUUGCCUUCAUCCUGUUAUUGCUGAUAUAUUACCUUGUGGAUGUCAAGAAAUUGUGGUCGGGUGCUCCAUUUUUCUACCCAGGUAUGAACUCAAUCCUGGUCUACAUUGGACAUGAAGUAUUUGCAAAUUAUUUUCCUUUUAAGUGGAAGAUGCAAGACAGUCAAUCCCAUGCAGAGCAUCUGACUCAAAACCUCACUGCAACGACUCUUUGGGUCAUAAUUUCAUAUUUACUUUACAGGAGAAGGAUAUUCUUGAAAAUCUGAUGGAGGUGUAGCAGGCCUAGAUUCUGGUGAGGCAAGUGGAUUAGACCGAAAUAUUGCCACUUGUGCUAGGCUGUAUUACUAAAAGGGAUACUGGUUUACAGUGCCAUCGGAGCUGUCAUCAAGACUUUCAUGUGACUUAAGGGACAGUAUUUUCUAUUCAGCAAAAACUUACUAGUCUACUGCACUUUGUCUGUUUUCUGUGUUUUG
Molecule: messenger RNA, 1875 nt
Organism: Acanthisitta chloris (rifleman)
Lineage: Eukaryota; Metazoa; Chordata; Aves; Passeriformes; Acanthisittidae
Gene: HGSNAT
Product: heparan-alpha-glucosaminide N-acetyltransferase
Exons: 16
Biological process (GO): lysosomal transport
Cellular component (GO): lysosomal membrane
Source: RefSeq, a predicted model, not a curated record